CGCCACCCUGGCUACUAUGUCUUGGCCAUCGUAUCAGCCGCACCCAUGCCCAGAUUGGGACUUUUGGCAAGACCCCUCCGAUGCUUUCUUGGCCUCUUCAUCAAGCCACCAAGUUCAUGAAGACCCUUUCCACGAUUGUCUUUGCUUCGAUAUGGUUGACAGGGCGGCAAAACAACGGCCGGCGAGUUCACAGGUCACGGAAGCCGACACUGGUAAGGAAAAAACAUACAUAGGGGUGAGGAAGAGACCUUGGGGGAAAUUUGCAGCAGAGAUCAGAGAUACUACCAGGAAUGGCAGAAGAGUUUGGCUGGGAACGUUUCAGAGCGCGGAGGAAGCUGCCCUUGCUUACGACCAAGCUGCAUUCACCAUGAGAGGAAACAACGCUGUUCUGAAUUUUCCGGUGGAAAAAGUGAAGGAGUCUUUGCAAGACAUCAGGUAUGGUUGCCGCAAAGGCUGUUCGCCUGCUUUAGCCCUCAAAGAGAGACACUACAUCCAGAGAAAACUGUCGUCAAAAGCCCAGAAAGACAAAGCCAAACAGCAAUCAGAGGUGGUGGUGCUAGAAGAUCUAGGUGUAGAAUAUCUGGAGCAACUUCUCAGCUUAUCCGAUGAAACUGCAUGCCCAACCCACUUCAAAUGAUUCAUCGCGUUUCAUAAUUAUUUCCUUCUAUUUAUACUUACUAUGUGUGGAGGGAGCCUCAUUAUCUUAUUUUCAUCCCUCUUUUUUAAUUAUUUUGUGGUUAUUUUCUCUUCAGAGUUAAUCAUAAGUCCAC
This is a messenger RNA of Prosopis cineraria, 770 nucleotides long. RefSeq names its product ethylene-response factor C3-like. Gene Ontology annotation, biological process: ethylene-activated signaling pathway; regulation of DNA-templated transcription. The transcript has a single exon. Gene Ontology annotation, molecular function: DNA binding; DNA-binding transcription factor activity. The record is from RefSeq and is a predicted model, not a curated record. Bases 17 to 637 code for a protein of 206 amino acids. NCBI's taxonomy places the organism in Eukaryota, Viridiplantae, Streptophyta, Magnoliopsida, Fabales, Fabaceae.